AUGGUGCACAACUAUGGCCAGCAGCUGACAUCUGCAAAGACCAGCUCUGUCGCCGACCGCACAGUUGACUCUGAGGACCCAGGAACUUCUGAGCACAAUAAUUAUGAGCGGCCAUCGAUUCCCGCGGAAUGGGAGCCUCUCGAGUCGAGAAUCCGCCGAAAAACCGACUUACGGCUGUGCUCUAUUGCCGGGAUCCUGUGCAGUCUCAACCUGCUGGACUCGGGAAUCCUCGCGUCCGCAUCCGUCACGACGUUGCUGGAUGAUCUCGACCUGCAGGGCCAACGAUACUCGGUGUCAAUAUUCAUCUUCACCGUCGCCAGCGUCGUCUUCCAGCUUCCCUGCACCGUCGCCGUGCGCUGGGUCGGCCCCCGGAUCUGGUUUGCCGCUAUCACAUUCUGCUUCGGAUUGAUUACCCUAUGCACAGCGUUCAUCCAAACCUGGCGCCAGAUGAUAGCCGUUCGUAUACUCCUAGGCAUUUGCAUGUCGGGGAUCUAUCCCGGUUUGACGUACCUCGUCAGCACAUGGUAUACCAGACGGGAACAGCAACUCCGCUUUGCUUUUCUGCAGUCUGGGGAAGUCGCUGUGCUCGCAACGGGCUAUAUCGUGAACUAUGGAUUGAAUAAACUCCACGGCAAAGCUGGAUUAGAGGGCUGGCGUUGGAUGUACCUGGUCCAGGGUCUGAUCACCUGCGUUAUCGGAAUCAUAACGUAUUGGUGGAUAGUGGACUUCCCUGAGAACGCGCAUGGAAGCUUCUACUUUCUGACGGAGGCGGAGGCGAAAAUCGCAGUCCAACGUAUUCAGGCUGACCGUGGUGAUGUCGCCCUCGAUCCUUUCGAAUGGCGCAAGGUCCUCGUCAACUUUACGGAUCCGAAACUAUACGGCUUCGCUUGCAUGUACUUCCUGCUAAAUAUCGUCUCAACCGCAUUAAAUUACUUUCUCCCUCAGAUCCUUGAAUCAGGAAUGGGAUUUUCUAGUAAUGAGUCUAUUCUCCUCUCUACCCCACCAUAUUACUGGUCCGUCAUCCCAGUCCUCUUCACCUCUCUCCUCGGUGAUACCUACCGCAUCCGCGGGCCCCUCAUCACAUUCAACGCCCUGUGCCUUAUAGCAGGGUACCUAAUGUUCGGGCUCCCCACCUCAACCCAAAUAACAGUACGUUACAUCGGCACCUUCCUAGCCACAGGCGCAUACGUGUCCAACUGGGCGGCCCUCAACGCUUUCAUGGCGAACAAUGUCGUCGGCCAAUGGAAGCGCGCUACGACCGCCGCCGCCGUUGCUGCUUGUAACGGGCUGGGCUCCAUUGCAGGUAGUUAUAUCGUGAGACAGCAGGAGGCACCGGGGUACCAGACUGCAGUGUGGGUUUCGAUUGGAUCGCAUAUUCUUAUGAUUGGGAUUGUGGGGAUGUUUACAGUGGGCUUUUAUCUCAGUAAUGCUCGUCAGAAGCAUGGCGCGGUGCUUCAGAAUACGGUCGGUUUCAAAUAUACAUAUUAA
This is a messenger RNA of Aspergillus puulaauensis, 1488 nucleotides long. Its product is annotated as putative MFS transporter. Gene Ontology annotation, molecular function: transmembrane transporter activity. NCBI's taxonomy places the organism in Eukaryota, Fungi, Ascomycota, Eurotiomycetes, Eurotiales, Aspergillaceae. The transcript has 4 exons. The record is from RefSeq and is a predicted model, not a curated record. Gene Ontology annotation, biological process: transmembrane transport. Bases 1 to 1488 code for a protein of 495 amino acids. Gene Ontology annotation, cellular component: membrane.